Molecule: messenger RNA, 5431 nt
Organism: Eleginops maclovinus (Patagonian blennie)
Lineage: Eukaryota; Metazoa; Chordata; Actinopteri; Perciformes; Eleginopidae
Gene: dclk2a
Product: doublecortin-like kinase 2a
Biological process (GO): intracellular signal transduction; protein phosphorylation
Cellular component (GO): microtubule cytoskeleton
Molecular function (GO): ATP binding; protein kinase activity
Source: RefSeq, a predicted model, not a curated record
GAAGGAGGCGGCUUGCGGUGUUUGGUGCCGUGCGCCGAAGUUUAGCCAAAUUGCUACGUUGUUUGAAAACCUACCGGCAGGUCUUCUGCAAUGUCUGUCAAACACAGCAGCUCUUUAUUCGACACAUUUUCAACCGGAUAACCCCGAGCUGACGGUUGGAUUACUACUAAUCUGUGUUAUUGUAGGUAGACAAACUAAUUCAUUUUUUUGGAGCUAUUUUCUUUUGCGUUUGGACUUGUCACCAGCAACCGGUGCAGCAAGCAGUCACACAGUGUCCCCACAACAGCUGACUGGAGGCGUAGACAGGAGAAUCACACGUGUAUCCUCCUUCUGUUUGGGAUUUAUUUUAAAACAGGAAGAGUAAAAGCCGGUUAACAUGUCGCUAAGCAGAAGUAUUGAAUUUGAACACUUUGAGGAACGAGAGAAGCCGCAUCGGACACCGAGGACUAACUCGGGCUCCGGGUCCCAGUCCGGCUCCAGAGGAAACGGUGUGGUCCCCAGCCCUGCUCACAGUGCGCACUGUAGCUUCUACCGGACCCGCACCCUCCAGUCCCUCACCUCCGAGAAAAAAGCAAGAAAAGUGCGGUUUUAUCGCAAUGGGGACAGAUAUUUUAAAGGUUUGGUUUAUGCCAUAUCUAGCGACAGGUUCCGGUCCAUGGAUGCUCUGCUCAUGGAGCUCACAAGGUCCCUGUCGGACAAUGUCAACCUUCCUCAAGGAGUCCGGACCUUAUACGCUUUGGAUGGAGGAAAGAGGAUCACCAGUCUGGAUGAGUUAGUAGAGGGUGAGAGUUAUGUGUGUGCCUCAAACGAGCCCUUCAGACGAGUGGACUACAACAAGAACGUUAACCCUAACUGGGCAGUGGGCAGCAAAACCGGCACAUCUCGCUCCCUUUCCUCCCUCCUCCCGUCGAAGAGCGAGUUGCAGCGUGAGUCCAAGGACUUCAUCAAACCCAAACUAGUCACAGUCAUCCGCAGCGGAGUCAAACCGCGCAAAGCAGUAAGGGUACUGCUCAACAAGAAGACGGCUCACUCCUUCGAGCAGGUGCUCACUGACAUCACAGAUGCUAUCAAGUUGGACUCUGGAGCUGUGAGGAGGCUGUACACUCUGGAGGGCAAACAGAUUAUCUGCCUGCAGGACUUCUUUGGAGACGAUGAUGUGUUUAUAGCGUGCGGCCCGGAGAAACACCGCUAUGCGCAGGACGACUUCCUUUUGGAUCAGAGUGAAUGCAGAGUGAUAAAGACGUCGCACACCCGCUCUGCAACUCCCAACCGGACGGUCAAGAGCCCCGGACCCUCACGACGCAGCAAGUCCCCUGGUGCAGCAAGGCAAGCUGUCCACUUCUCCACCAGCCCGUCUCCAGUCAAAUCCCCAGUAAACGGUAUGUCCGUCAGUCAGAUCUCAACUCCAAAGUCCACCAAGUCGUCCUAUCCGUCUCCCACCAGCCCCCGAACCAGCCCCAGUUUCAAGAUCCCUCCAACACAUCACACCCCGUCUUCAAAUGCAAAUGGCUCAGUGAACAACCAUCAGGAGCAAAACAAUCCACUCAGUCCAGAGGUUAAUGGGAAUGGCUACCCGGCUGCCCCUGCCAUAUCUGACAAAUACAAGAUUGGGAAGGUCAUCGGAGAUGGGAACUUCGCUGUGGUCAAAGAGUGUGUGGAGAGGUCCACCGGAAAAGAGUUUGCUCUGAAGAUCAUCGACAAGGCCAAGUGCACUGGAAAGGAGCACCUCAUAGAGAAUGAGGUCGCAGUGCUGCGGAGGGUGAAGCACCCCAACAUCAUCAUGUUGAUAGAGGAGGUGGACACUCCCUCUGAACUCUACCUGGUGAUGGAGCUGGUGAAGGGCGGGGAUUUAUUUGACUCCAUCACCUCCUCGGCCAAGUACACAGAGAGAGACGCCACAGUGAUGGUGUACAACCUGGCUGGAGCUCUGAAGUACCUGCACAGCUCCAACAUCGUCCACAGAGAUAUCAAGCCAGAGAACCUGCUGGUGUUUGAGUAUCCAGAUGGCACCAAGUCAUUGAAGCUGGGGGAUUUUGGCCUGGCCACGGUGGUGGAAGGACCUUUAUACACAGUGUGUGGAACUCCUACAUAUGUGGCUCCAGAAAUCAUCUCAGAGUCUGGUUAUGGUCUGAAGGUGGAUAUCUGGGCUGCAGGUGUCAUCACCUACAUCCUCCUGUGUGGUUUCCCUCCAUUUAGAAGUGAGAAUAACAUGCAAGAGGAUCUGUUUGACCAGAUCCUUCUGGGGCGACUGGAGUUCCCCAGCCCUUACUGGGACAACAUCACUGACUCAGCCAAGGAGCUGAUUGGAAAGAUGCUGCAGGUGAACGCUGAGGCUCGAUACACAGCGCAGGACAUCCUCUCCCACCCUUGGAUCACGAACGAGGCUGUCAUGGAGAACAACAUGAAGAUGGAGGUGACAGGUAAACUGAAGACGCACUUUAACUCUGCGCCUAAUCACAACAACACCACGGCCGCGGUGUCCGUCAUCAUGAGCACAGCUUUAGAUAAGGAGACCCUGCAGCUCACCUCCCGUCGUCCGCGGCCUCAGACUCUGGCAUGUCCUCCGUCACCAGCCUCUCCAACCAAGACAGGACCAGUGUCUCCCACCAAACAGGCAUCACCCGCCAAAAAAAACAAACCCUCCACGCCUGCUCGUGUCAAAGCACCAAACACCGCUGCUGUGCCUGAUGCUGCCUCCCUCUUUAACCCUCCUUUUUCUCUGUCCCAGACUGAGGGAGCUGAUUUCCCUCCCUCUGCUCCUGUAGGGUCCAAUAAUAUCCCCUCUUCUCCCUCAAAAGAAAUGUUCCCUGUUUCUUCUGAUCCUGAGAUAAGCACACCCCCCUCUGCUGCUCCCGGCUGCUCUCUUGGAACUCCCUCACCCUCUGGCCCUCCUGAUCUGUUCACCUGCAACACUCCCUCCUCACCCGUCUCCUGCCCUUCCCCAUCAUCUCCCAACAAACCAUCCUCCCUUCCUGUCUCUUCUUCCUACAAACCAGCCUCUUCUCCCAUCAGACUGGCUUCUACUUCUCCCACUAAAGCAGCCUCUGUUUCUCCCUCAUCUCCCACCAAACAAGCUUCUCCCUCUUCCUCUCCCACCAAAUCAGCCUCUCUUUCUCCCUCAUCUCCCACCAAACGAGUCCCUUCCUCCUCUCCUACCAAAGAGGCAACAUCCCUCUCUUCCUCUCCCACUAAACAAUCCUCCCCCUCUCCCGUCUCCCCCAUCAAACAGGUCAUUUUAUUCCCUUUCUCUUCCCCAACCAGACAAGAGCCUUCCUCCCCGUCUCCCAUGCAUCCAACCCUGUUUCCCUCUCCUCCAUCCACACCUCCCAGAUCAACAUCCCCUCCCUCUCCCGCUGAGCCUCCCUCCCUGAGCCCUAUACCUGCUGAGGAGGUGAUAGAGAUUUAAACGUAACUCUGUAGCCGAUGUCACCCCUCACUCCUUUCCAUGUGUCAGUAAACAUGGAGCAUCUCCAGUAGCUGUAAACUGAGCCAGUGACUGCUGUGUCCCUUUCUCUGUCCCUCUUAUCCGACUCAGAGACACAAGGUUCUCUGGGAGUGUGUAAGUGAUUGUAUAUAUAUCUGUAUUUAUUAAUGGAGGAUGAGGAGAAAGGGAAUGAGCUGAAUGAAACUGAGUGGUUUGUGUUUAGAAGUGCUUUACUGUGUAACCUUAAUGUGAAUGAUUUCGUUUAUUUGUCAUUAUCCCAGUUUCACUUUCCUCUGGCUCUUUUGUGAAUAGCUGUUCAUGAACACCACACGUUUGAUUUAGCAGAGACAGUAGAGUAAUACUACAUUAAAGUAUUUUAGCAUAUCAAACAUGCUAGCCUAGCGUCCUGUAGUGUAACCCACUAUCAGUUCUCUGACCAUAAAUCCCCCGAUGGUAACCGCAGCUUUUCCUAUGAAGUGUUGCUGUAUACAUUACAGAGGGUUGAUAAAAUGAAGGUAAAACCUACCAGAUUACUAAAAUGGAGUUAGUAAAACUGUCUGUCCGCAGAUGUUACUGACCUUCAUUGCACACCUACAUGUGUGAAUGACCCCUUGUUAUGAGUUUCAUCCCAACCAAAGAUUCAAAUUAUUUCUGUCUGAAUACAUUUCAAGGACUGAAAACGAUUUAUCCUGCAAAAAGUAAAUAUCAGGAUAGAAAAUAAAGAUGUGUUGUUGCUUUCCAAACCUGCUCACCAUCUCCCAACCCCUCAGGUUUAUCUUGUGACCCCCCAGAUAUUAUAAACUAUGAGAUGUAUGUCACCAUCACAGUGCAGUGGAGGAUUUUUGUUAGUGGGGCCUGCAAGAUCAUUUUAAUAAUAUAGAUUAUUUGUAGGGACAUCUGCUGAUUAUCUACUGGGACACAACAUGGAAAUGUCAUUUUCAAUAAUAUUGAUACAAAUAAAACUCUCCACCUCAAAUGCAUAAGUCAGAGCUGUACCUGUAUUUCAGAGAAACGUAUAUAUAUAUAAAAACAACUCAUGUCCAGAUAAAGCUGAAAAUGCUUCUACCAGUAUGUCUCGCUUUUUUUCUCAGAAGUCAAUUUAGAAACUUAAUUUGUGCACCAACGCUAAAUCAUGCCGUUUGUAUUAUUUCAUGUGAACACUGUAGUUGUACAUAAUGUGAAGAACUUUAUUUGUCCACCUGAAACUUGAAGGUGUGUAUUGCCCAGGUGUGUCUGAGCAUUAAAUGGCCAUCAAAUUGACAUAAAACCAUAUAUAGCAUUUAUUUCCUAAUAAUCUGGGGCUUUCAAAACUAAAUGCUUUGCUAAAAGUUAAACACUGCACAGAGACGAUGCUUGUUCACCAGUUUAUAUAACUCUAACAGACAGCGCUGCUCUGAAUUUAAAUAAGUCAACCCGGUUUUUUCAAACUACUCGCACACUAGAUUCUGAUUUGUUGGAUUUAUGAAUGAAUGUGUUGUCAAGGUGACGGUUGUGCCUGACCACUUGCUAACAGCUCACGACUUAAUGAUGCCUUCAUCAAAACCAACCGGGCUGAACAAUGGGGGUUACUGGUUUAAGUUAAGUGUUUUUGUGUUCCUGUGUUAAACUGCACAGCUUUUCCCAGCUGAUGUUAGUAGGGCUAACUCCUCUGUAUCGCUUCAGGACCCCCAGCUGCAUGCAUACCCUUACUGUAAGACACACACACACACACACACACACACACACACACACACACACACACACACACACACACACACACACACACACACACACACACAGUGAAGUUGGUACAUUUAGCUUCCUCUUAUGUAUAUGUAGGUAAAGGUAGAUUUUCAUAUGCCGUUUGUAAAGGGAAACAUUUGUAUGAAAAGGCAGUUUUAAAAACAGGUUUCUCAUCUGUGUCAAACUGGAGUAAUGGUUUUUAUGAGGCGAUGAGUGGCUGCUUUUAAUGUCCCACUGUUUUGAAACAGAACAAAGGCAAAAAAUGCAAUAAAGACUUCAAAUUGA